UGUAUAUGUAAAAGCUUACAUAUCACAAUGGUUUCUACUCCGAAAAGGCGAAUCAGAAACCCUAAAUACUCAUCCCCUUCUUCUCUUCCUCCUUCUCCCAUGCGAGUUUUAUCUUCAAUUGAACCGCCACCAAGCUUGCUACCGACCAAGACGGAGAUAUUUAAGCUCGUCGCCGUCGUAUCUAUCGCCGUCUCUGUUGCAGUAGCCUGCAACCUUGUCAUCAAGUUUUUCAAUCGUCAGCCAAAGCCGUUUUGCGAUACUGAUUCGGAAUCGGAUUAUUAUCUUUCUGAGGUUUGUGAUCCUUGUCCAAGCCAUGGCAUAUGUUAUGAAGGCAAAUUGGAAUGCUCAAGUGGUUAUACAAGACAUGGGAGAUCAUGUCUAGAAGAUGGAAGUAUAAAUGAAAUGGCUAAGAAUCUCGCAAAAAUGGUAGAAUCUCAUGUCUGUGAAUCAUAUUCUGAGUACCUGUGCAAAGGAAUCAACAAAGUCUGGUUUCGUUGGGAUGAGUUGUGGAAUAAUAUGGACAAAGUGAAGCUGCUGGCAGAGGAUUUUGGAAAGGGCAAUGCCACCUAUCUGUUUGCAAAGAACAGAGCAAUGGAUAUUGUUGAUAAUUUGUUGGAGAUGAGAGAUAGUAACAUUGGAAUUAAGGAGUUUAAGUGUCCGGAGUUGCUAGUGGAACACUAUAAGCCCCUAAGCUGCUCUGUUCGACUAUGGCUUUUGGAGCAUGCUUUGUUCCUAAUACCAUUUUGUGUAUUGCUCGUAGGGUGUGUACGGAUGCUGUUAAGAGUUUGCCACAGACAUUACUUGUCAGUUAGGGCUGAAGAGAUUUACGAACAGGUGUGUGACACACUUGAAGAGGCUGCUUUAGUUUCAAGGAGCAUAAAUGGUGAAGGAGAAGGUGAACCAUGGAUAGUUGCUUCAUGGUUAAGAGAUAAUGUCCUUACACCCAAAGAAAGAAGGAAUCCCAUGUUAUGGAAAAAGGUUGAGGAAUUGGUUCAAGAAGAUUCUCGUUUAGACCGGUAUCCAAAAAUGUUAAAGGGUGAACCUAAGGUUGUGUGGGAAUGGCAAGUUGAAGGAUCUUCUAUGAGAUCUUCUGGCAAGAAGAAGAAGGGUGAAGUAAAGAAGCAAAAGUCAAGUGACAUGGGUUCUAAUCAAGAUCAAAGUUUGAAGCCUAUGGAGCCUUUGAAGUGGUGAAUCUUGUAACAUGAUAAUAUACUACUUUAUACAUUUAUUGUAGAUUGUACUUAAGCUCGAAACUGUCUUGCAGUUAUAUGUAUAUGACAGUUUCUACUUAUACAAACCCAUCGAUAACACUUUACAUACAGAUUGUUUUGCAUUUCUGUUCAUUUAAGUAGAAUUCCAUUUUUGGAACAACAAAAAAACAAUUAUAAUGGCAUGAUAAGUACAAACAGUUAUACA
Lactuca saligna is the source of this 1416-nucleotide messenger RNA. Lineage: Eukaryota; Viridiplantae; Streptophyta; Magnoliopsida; Asterales; Asteraceae. The record is from the annotation of a GenBank genome assembly.